AAUAUCGCUUGCCACGAGAGAGCGAAUGUUAGCAAUCGAAAAAUGUUAAAUUUCGAGUAACUAUUAGGUGGCAACAGUUAAGUUUGUUAUUGGUUAUGCAAGGUAAAGGUGGUCGUGAAAGGAAUGUGACGUAUUUGAGUAGCUAUUUGGUAGAAAAAACUGAUAAGGUGGAAAAGCCAUCUGUAUCUACAGAGGUGCGAAGUGAUAAUCUAAAUGGAGAAUCCGAAAAAAAGACUGAAAAAGAGGAAGUUGCUCCAUACGAAAAGAAAUAUUAUGGACUUCUACAUAGAUGUGAGAUUAUAAAACAGAGUAAUGAGAGACUUGUGAACAGGAUUUAUCAUGUAAAGAAACUACUAAGAAGACGUAAAAAGGAAAGGAAAUUUUUGAUGGAUAGACUUGAUGGUUAUGGAGACGAUUAUCGAAGUGUUGCACUAUCUCUGUUUGCUGAGAUGAUUGGUGAUAGUCCACCAGAAGGAAGCAAAAAAUCUGACAAUUUUCUAACUGCUUCUCACUCCCAGGAGUCUGAAUCAUGAAACACUCCUUACCAUCCAUGAUGCUUCAUUACUUUGACAAUACUCUCAAAAAAAUCGAAGACUGCGACCAAGGAUAUACCCAACCAUAUUCCAACAUAUCCUCCAAAGUAGAAGAACGUUUGUAUAAACUGCAAAAAAUAAAUUGAUUAAAC
This is a messenger RNA of Stegodyphus dumicola, 685 nucleotides long. Its product is annotated as TCF3 fusion partner homolog. Gene Ontology annotation, molecular function: DNA binding. Gene Ontology annotation, biological process: apoptotic process; apoptotic signaling pathway; positive regulation of apoptotic process. Gene Ontology annotation, cellular component: Ino80 complex. The record is from RefSeq and is a predicted model, not a curated record. Lineage: Eukaryota; Metazoa; Arthropoda; Arachnida; Araneae; Eresidae.